Molecule: messenger RNA, 514 nt
Organism: Paramecium octaurelia
Lineage: Eukaryota; Ciliophora; Oligohymenophorea; Peniculida; Parameciidae
Source: the annotation of a GenBank genome assembly
AUGGUUCAUCAUGAAUGUGAAUUUCAAAGUAUAUUAUGUACCAUUAACUGUAGUGAUAGAAAGUUUAAGAACAUCAAGUUCAAAGAUGGGACUAGAUGUUAAAUUAUAGAGAUAUGAUAUACACAAAUAAAAAAUUACAUUAAAAUUUUUCAUCUAGAUAUUAUAAUAUUACUAAAGAAUAUAUAAAUAAAAUGAUUAAUAUCAACAUUUGAAUACUAAACUCAAAUUUAGAGUGAAACUAAUAAGUGAUAUCAUAAGAAGUUGAUCAAAAUUUAGAAAACAACCAGAGGGAGAGUUAAAUCAAUUGGUUAUCCCUGGACAAAUUAGGAAAGUAAGAAACUUAAUUGAUUAAUCAAUUCACUUUUUUAGAAACUAAAAGAUAAUCCUGAGGCUUUAAAGACAUUACAUACUAGAUUGCAUAACACUAAAAUGUUUAUAGAUGAGAUCUAGAUGGAAUGAAAUUUAGAUCCUGAUUCACUCAAAUAAUGGGGAGAACGAUUAAAUCUAUUACUGA